Molecule: messenger RNA, 2427 nt
Organism: Tarenaya hassleriana
Lineage: Eukaryota; Viridiplantae; Streptophyta; Magnoliopsida; Brassicales; Cleomaceae
Product: cation/H(+) antiporter 6A-like
Exons: 4
Coding region: 1-2427 (808 amino acids)
Biological process (GO): proton transmembrane transport; regulation of pH
Cellular component (GO): endomembrane system; membrane
Molecular function (GO): antiporter activity
Source: RefSeq, a predicted model, not a curated record
AUGGAGACGUUCAACGUUACAUGGUGGGAGGACUUGGCAUGGCGAGGCUACGCCAUGAGCGAGGACGGCUCUCAGUUCUGCCAGACGAAUCCCUCCACGGUUAACUCUUACGGCAUGUGGGAGAAAUUCACGUACAGAUCUCGAGGGAUCGGCUUCUGGGAAUACCCUCUUCCCAAUCUCGAGAUUAUGAUCCUCUCCGCCUUCUUGCUAUGGCGAUUCUUCGACGUCUUGUGCAAGAAACUAGGUUUUCUAAUACCCAAAUUCACAUGCAUGAUGCUCGCGGGUCUAGUCCUGAGCCAAGCUUGUCUCCUCAGCGAAGAUUCAUUGAUUCACCAGAUAUUUUUCCCGGACGACUACAAGCCUAAGAUCCCCGAGACGCUCGGGGCGUUCGGGUUUCUCCUCUACUGGUUUCUGAAAGGCGUGACAAUGGACGUCGGCAUGUUUAUGAAGACGGGGAAGAAGGCUGGUCUGAUAGGGUUUACGACGACGGUGGUGCCGUUGCUCUUAGGUUGCACGUUCACAUCCAUUAGGAUGAGAGGACAGGAUACGAUGUUGACAGAGUUUGAAUACAGAGCAAUCGUGUUCGUUCAGAGCUUAUCUCCAUUCACAGGGGUCGACACCCUCUUGAGAGAUCUCAAGAUCAACCACUCCGAGUUCGGUCGUAUCGCUCUGUCUUCGGCUAUGGUCUCCGACCUGAUAGGCUUCGUCUACACCUUCUUCUUCGCCAUUCUUUGGGACAAGGCUUUGGGUAUUAUGGAAACCCUAGCCGCUUGCGUGUUCUUCGCAGCCAUGCUUUACUUUGUGAGACCGGCCAUGUUCUGGGUCAUCAAACAAACACCGGAAGGACGACCCAUCAAGGAUAUCUACAUCUACUCCACUCUCGUUCUCGCUUACUUGUCGUUCCAUUACUGGCACCAUAUCGGCCAUUUCGGCCCGGCCGGACCGUUCGUUCUUGGCUGGGCGAUCCCGGACGGACCUCCCUUAGGGUCUGCGCUGGUGCAGAGGUUCGAGAACUUCAAUCUCGGUGUCAUCUUGCCGCUCUUUGGAUCGCUCACGACAAUGCAGGUAGAUCUACCAUGGUUGGUCGGGGAGAUCGAUAAUUUAAGACGUAUGGAGGGUCGAGUAUACGAGGCCGUGUCCCUAAUCUUGCUCUUGUCUGCUACGAAGUUCCUUAGCUCUGUAAUAACUGCGUUUGCUGUCGGAAUGCCUUUGAGAGACGCCAUUGUUCUCGCCCUUACACUGAGUAACAAGGGUGUCUUUGAGCUCGCUUACUUCGUAACUGCCGUGGAACUCAAGGUUGUGCAUCCAAAUGUCUUCACGAUCAUGGCAGCGAACAUUCUCGUGAACUCUCUGAUUAUACCAAUAGCCAUAGAACUUUUGCACGACCCAUCUGAAAAGUUCCGUUGUUACAGAAGAAGGAACUUAAUGAACCUCAGAGACGACUCUGAGCUGCAAACCCUAAUGUGCGUUCACAAGCCCGACCACAUAACCUCCAUGAUCAACCUCCUCGAAGCUUUUCAGCCAGCUUCAGACCACGCUCCAGUCACGUGCUACGUCCUCCACCUCAUCGAGCUUGUCGGUCAAGCCACUCCCAACUUCAUCUCCCACCAGGUCCAGAAACCGGCGGCCGGCAGCCAGUCUUGUUCCGACAACGUCAUCGCCUCUUUCAAACGGUUCCACCAGAGAUUCUCCGACUCAAUGUCGCUUCACAUGUUCACUUCUCUCUCCAUGGCCAAGCACAUGCACGAAGACAUCUGCUGGCUCGCCCUUGCUAAGAGCUUAUCCCUAAUCCUCCUCCCUUUUCACCGGACGUGGUCUAUUGACCGGUCGACGAUCGUGUCCGAUGACGAUACCAUGAGGAAUCUCAAUCUUAACGUCCUGAGACGCGCCCCUUGCUCGGUUGGAAUCCUUGUCUACCGUAAAUCCAUCUGGCACCCGCAGUUGAUGGAUUCCCGUUGCAAGGUCUGCUUGAUAUUCGUUGGAGGGAAAGACGACAGGGAAGCAUUAGCGUUAACCAACCGAAUAAGGCUGAUGAACAGAGAGAUAAGCCUAACGUUCAUACGGUUUAUCCCGACGGCUUCCCCUUGGGAGAGCAAGGGGACCGCGCAUGAUGCCGAGGAUCUGAAGACGAUCAUGGGAACGAACGAUGAUUCCACCGUGGGCGACGAUCAUUUGGUCAACUAUAUCGACAGAGUGGUGUCGGAAGGGUCCGAGAUGUCGAUUAUUCUACGGUCCAUGGCUCAUGACCACGACCUGUUCAUAGUCGGGAGAAGCAGUGGAAGAGACACUCCGGUCACGAGAGGGAUGAGUGAAUGGACCGAGUUCGAUGAGUUAGGACCCAUUGGAGAUUUACUAGCGUCCAAGGACUUCCCAUCUAGGGCUUCUGUCUUGGUGGUUCAACAGCAAGACUGCAGAGACAAUAGAUAG